Molecule: messenger RNA, 910 nt
Organism: Amaranthus tricolor (Joseph's coat)
Lineage: Eukaryota; Viridiplantae; Streptophyta; Magnoliopsida; Caryophyllales; Amaranthaceae
Product: basic leucine zipper 43-like
Exons: 1
Coding region: 165-704 (179 amino acids)
Biological process (GO): regulation of DNA-templated transcription
Molecular function (GO): DNA-binding transcription factor activity
Source: RefSeq, a predicted model, not a curated record
UUCCAAAUUCUUUAAAAACACCCCCAAAAUCAUAUAUAUAAACCCAUAUAACCACAUAUACACACAACCAAAUUUUUUUUUUUUAAAUUCAAAUCCCUACAAACAAAAAAUAAAUAAAUAAUUAACCCAAAAUUCUACUCAGUACAUAUUUUGUAAACCAAAAGAUGUAUCCAAGUGAUAUAAUUACAAGUAACAUAAACUACCUAAACUCCCCACCAAUUCCAUUACAAUUACAAUUCCAAUACACACCCAACAUAAACUUAUUAAACCAAAAUAAUAAUAAUAAUAAUUUCCCAACAUCAGACGAUUCAGAAGAAAUACAAGAAAUAAAAAUAAUUGAUGAAAGAAGACAAAGAAGAAUGAUAUCAAACAGAGAAUCAGCAAGAAGAUCAAGGAUGAGAAAACAAAGACACUUAGAUGAACUUUGGUCUCAAGUGAUAAGGCUUCGAAAUGAGAAUAAUAAUUUAAUUGAUAAGUUGAAUCAAUUAUCAGAAAGUCAUGAUAAGAUCUUACAGGAAAAUGUUAAGCUUAAAGAAGAAGCUACUGAUCUUCGUGAUAUGAUAAGUAGUAUGCAGUUGGAUAGUACUUAUAAUUGUUUAAGAGAUUUGGAGAGUGAUAGUAUUCGCCAUUGUAAUACUGCUCAUCUUCGUGCUGAAUCAUCGUCUAACCAGUCUAUUUCUUGUUCUAAUAAUUUACUUUUGUAAAAACUUUAAUAAUUAAUAUAUUAUAUUGUUUCUUAUAAAAUUUAAUUUAUAAGAGUUUGUUUUUCCGUUGUUCUAAUUGGAACAAGUUCCGAUUCUUAUAUGCUCUCUUCUUACUUUUAUUGAUUUGCCCAACAUCAUAAUUUUAAGGUUGAUUUUGAGAGAAAAUCUAAAUAAAUUACAGUUACAGUUAUUCGUGAGGUUAACAA